UAAUCAACAUUAAUUGUCUGGCGGGUUGGUCGCUUGUUGACUUUUGUGGAUGAUUAAACCAUAUUCUUCUAUUUAUGAUCCCAAGAUUGUCGUAAUCUGAGGCUUAUGUCUAUGUUGACUGAUUAUUAUUGUUUUCCGUAGUGAGUGUAAUUGCAUUGCUUGCACAUCCGAAGUCGUUGACACACGUUUUCCUAUGUUCUCUGCAGCCCACCUCAAUCUCCCUUCUACUUAUUCCCCGAAUUCUCAAAACAUAUUGUAGCUAGACGCAAACCUUCACAAUUCUCAAUAGUUUUUAAGGAUGGAUCCAGCUCAAGAACCUAACUCAGGGAUACAUACAAAUAAUGUCCAGGGGGCACUUCGGCAGCUUGAUUUGUUGGUCGAAAAGGCGGAGCUCUAUGCUCAGGUGAAACUUAUUGGUUCUGGAACAAAAGAUCUGUCUAGUCCAUCAAGAAUUAAACAAGAGCAGCCCAUUAGUUCUCCUACUUCCUACUCUUUUGGAGACCAUCGACAUCGUCGUACUGAAAAAGAAGAAGAUGAAGAACUAUUGACCGAAACUAAGCAUAGUUCAUCUGGUAUUCAGCGUUUCGAAGCUUCUCCGUGGUACGUAAAGGGAGGAGAGAUGCGUGACUAUCAAAUCCGUGGUCUAAAUUGGAUGAUUCAGCUCCAUCAUAGUAGUAUAAAUGGAAUUCUAGCCGAUGAGAUGGGAUUAGGGAAAACUUUACAAACAAUAUCAUUACUUGGUUAUAUAAAACACUGUCGACACAAACAUGGGCCACAUAUGGUAAUUGUGCCUAAAUCUACGCUUUCCAACUGGAUGAAUGAAUUUGCUCGUUGGGUUCCUUCUUUGCGCACAGUUUCAUUAAUUGGAAACCAUGAAGAAAGGAGUCAAAAAAUACAAGAGGAGAUCUUGAAAAAGGAAUGGGAUGUUAUUGUCACAAGUUACGAAAUGUGUAUUAAAGAGAAGGCGGUCCUGAAAAAAUUUCACUUUAUAUAUUUAAUAAUAGAUGAAGCCCACCGAAUUAAAAAUGAAAAGUCGAAAUUGUCAGAAAUUGUCCGGGAUUUUCGCUCUCAAAACCGUCUCUUGAUUACCGGUACACCUUUGCAAAAUAAUUUACAUGAAUUAUGGGCUUUAUUAAAUUUCCUAAUGCCGGAUUUGUUUUCUUCAUCUGAAAUGUUUGAUGAUAUGUUCAAAACGGGUAAUGAUCAAGAAGAGAGUUUAGUUCAACGUCUACAUGCAGUUUUAAAACCAUUUUUGUUAAGACGAAUUAAAGCUGAUGUGGAGAAACGUUUACCACCAAAAAAGGAGUGCAAGAUUUAUAUUGGUCUUAGUAAAAUGCAACGCGAUUUGUACACCAAGAUUUUAAUGAAAGAUAUUGAUGUGGUGAACUCUGUAGGGAAUAAAGUGGAUCGUCUUCGCCUACUAAAUAUUCUCAUGCAACUUCGUAAAUGCUGUAACCAUCCUUAUUUAUUCGAUGGACUAGAACCAGGCCCUCCGUAUACAACGGAUCGUCAUCUUGUUGAUAAUUGUGGAAAGCUGAUGUUACUGGAUAAACUGCUGCCGAAACUUAAAGAACAAGGAUCACGAGUCCUUUUAUUUUGUCAAAUGACGCGAAUGAUGGACAUUCUUGAAGACUAUUGUUUGUGGCGCGGCCAUGAGUACUUUAGACUAGACGGAUCCACACCUCAUGAAGAACGCCAGAUUUCAAUUGAUGAAUACAAUCGUCCAGGUUCCACCAAGUUUCUUUUCAUGCUUUCUACAAGGGCUGGUGGUUUGGGUAUCAAUUUGGCCACAGCCGACGUAGUUAUCAUCUAUGACUCAGACUGGAAUCCUCAAGUUGACCUUCAGGCCAUGGAUAGAGCACAUCGUAUCGGACAAACCAAAACUGUACGCGUUUUUCGACUAAUUACAGAACAUACAGUUGAGGAACGUAUUAUUAUGCGUGCUGAGAUGAAGCUCAAAUUGGAUAACUUGGUUAUUCAACAAGGUCGUCUUGUUGAGCAAAAAUCAAACCAACUUCAAAAGGGUGAUGUUUUAGAUAUGAUCAGACAUGGUGCCAAUUACAUUUUCCGUAGCAAAGAUAGUGAUUUCAAAGACGAGGAUAUUGAUAUUAUCUUAGCUCGAGGUGAACAAAAGACUGCUGAAAUGAAUGAAAAACUGGCUCAAUUGGGAGAAUCUAAUUUAAGGUCUUUAAAAUUCGAUACGGCAGAUGAAAAUGGUGCACCAACAUCAGCAUAUAUAUUCGAGGGGGAAGAUUAUCGAGAAAAACAAUGUCGCACUUCCUUAUUAGAUGGUUGGAUAGAACCUCCGAAACGCGAACGCAAAGCAAAUUAUGCGGUUGACGCAUACUUUCGGGAAGCGCUUCGUGUCUCUGAACCUAAAGCACCGAAACCACCUCGACCACCAAAGCAACCAAAUGUGCAAGAUUUCCAGUUUUUUCCUCCUAGACUUUUUGAGCUUUUAGAUAAAGAAAUAUAUGCAUUCAGAAAGAGUAUUGGUUAUAAGGUUCCUCGUAACCCAGAUGCUGGGCCAGAUGGUGAGCGUGAUCGUCUGGAUGAACAAGCUAGAAUAGAUGAAGCUGAACCAUUAACUGAGGAGGAACUUGCCGAGAAGGAAGAGCUUUUAACACAAGGUUUCACAAACUGGUCGAAACGUGAUUUUCAACAGUUCAUCAAGGCCAACGAAAAACACGGUCGUGAUGAUUUAGAAGCAAUUUCAGUAGAUGUAGAAGGUAAAACUCCAGAUGAGGUUAAACGGUAUGCCCGUGUUUUUUGGACAAGAUGUAACGAGUUGCAAGAUGUCGAUAAGCAUAUGGCUCAGGUAAUUGUCAAUUUAUAUCGAUACUAAUUCCUGUUGAUGAUUUGAAAGACAUUGUCUAGCGUGAAUGUCUAUAUAUUAUGAUUAGUGACUACAUAAAUACGGUUAUUGGAAGGUAAUCAGUCAUAAUAAUUUCACCCGGACACUUCCGUAUUAAUAAAAGCUAAGUUUAAAUGUUGUGUUUGCUAAAAUCAAAUAUCGUCAGACGUGAUUGUUUACACCUCCAUUGAUAUAUAUAGGGUCUAUUACCACAUAAAUUUUCAGGUGCCAAUCAAUUAAGUCCUAUUUUUCAAUUCCACAUGUUAUCACAAUAAAGCAGUAAUUCAUUUCCUAUUCUGAAACUUUAUCCUGUUAAUCUAACGUAUAUAUGCCUUCAUCGUGAAGUUUGUUAAAAGUAUUCUUAUCUCACUUUUUUGUUUGCUCAUCAGAUUGAGCGUGGUGAGGCGAAAAUCCAAAGAAGAGCUGCUGUAAAACGUGCUCUUGAUCUAAAGAUGGCCCGAUAUCGAGCGCCGUUUCACCAACUUCGGAUACAAUAUGGAACAAAUAAAGGGAAGAACUAUGUUGAGGAGGAAGAUCGUUUCUUAAUCUGCAUGCUUCAUAAACUUGGUUUCGAUCGUGACAAUGUAUAUGAUGACUUACGUCUUGCAGUUCGCUUGGCCCCACAGUUUCGAUUUGAUUGGUUUUUGCGAUCUCGCACAGCAAUGGAACUACAAAGACGUUGCAGUACUCUUAUUACUUUGAUUGAGAGAGAAAUAUGUGACUUAGAAGACCGAACAAAACAGCGUAGUGGAGCAGGCGCGAAUAAUUUACCACUCACUCCUGCAAAUUCCGGACCAUCUAACACAUCCACAGUAUCCAACCAAAAGCGGAAGUCAACUGCAGCUGGUGGGAUUAACUCGGAUUCAACUGCAGAGAUUUCCGGAAACGCAAAGAAAAAGAAGGUCACUGCUUAAAUAACAGUGAUUUGUAAAUGUCUCUGUCUUAUACUCUUGUUGUAGGCCUCUUGCAUUUGAUUUUAUGUACUCAAUUCCUUUGAUUUCAUACUGGUGUAUUGUUUACCAAAUCUUACAUAAAUAAAGAUUUGUAAUUAGAUU
This is a messenger RNA of Schistosoma guineensis, 3909 nucleotides long. The record is from the annotation of a GenBank genome assembly. NCBI's taxonomy places the organism in Eukaryota, Metazoa, Platyhelminthes, Trematoda, Strigeidida, Schistosomatidae.